Molecule: messenger RNA, 1588 nt
Organism: Capsaspora owczarzaki ATCC 30864
Lineage: Eukaryota; Filasterea; Ministeriida; Capsasporidae
Product: tubulin beta-2 chain
Exons: 2
Coding region: 44-1390 (448 amino acids)
Biological process (GO): microtubule cytoskeleton organization; mitotic cell cycle
Cellular component (GO): microtubule; cytoplasm
Molecular function (GO): GTP binding; GTPase activity; structural constituent of cytoskeleton
Source: RefSeq, a predicted model, not a curated record
CUCCAAACACCACCACCAAAAACAAACCUUUCUCACUUUGACAAUGGGUCGCGAGAUUGUCCACAUCCAAACCGGCCAAUGCGGCAACCAGAUCGGCACCAAGUUCUGGGAAGUCAUCUCGGGCGAGCACGGCCUCGAUGGCACUGGCACGUACGUUGGCGACAACCCGCUCCAGCUCGAGCGCUCGGAUGUCUACUUUAACGAGUCUGGCAACGGCCGCUACGUCCCCCGCGCUGUGCUCGUCGAUCUCGAGCCCGGCACCAUGGACGCCAUCCGCGGUGGCCCGCUCGGCCAGCUCUUCCGCCCGGACAACUUUGUCUUUGGCCAGAGCGGCGCUGGUAACAACUGGGCCAAGGGUCACUACACUGAGGGCGCCGAGCUCAUCGAGCCCAUCCUCGACGUCGUUCGCAAGGAGGCUGAGGGCUGCGACUCGCUCCAGGGCUUCCAGAUCACCCACUCGCUCGGCGGUGGCACGGGCUCUGGUCUCGGCACGCUCCUGAUCUCCAAGAUCCACGAAGAGUUCCCCGAUCGCAUCCUCACCUCGUACUCGGUCGUCCCUUCGCCCAAGGUUUCGGAUGCCGUCGUUGAGCCCUACAACGCCACCCUUUCCAUCCACCAGCUGGUCGAGAACACCGACAUGACCUUCUGCAUUGAUAACGAGGCCUUGUACGAGAUCUGCUUCAACACCCUCAAGCUCACCACCCCCAACUAUGCCGAUCUCAACCAUCUCGUCUCCAACACCAUGUCGGGUGUCACCACCUGCCUGCGCUUCCCCGGUCAGCUCAACGCCGAUCUCCGCAAGCUUGCCGUCAACCUCGUGCCCUUCCCCCGUCUGCACUUCUUCAUGCCCGGCUUUGCUCCUCUGACUGCCCGCAACGUCCAGUCCUUCCGCAACGUCACCGUCGCCGAGCUCACUCAGCAAAUGUUCAACGCCAAGAACAUGAUGGCUGCCUGCGACCCCCGCCACGGCCGCUACCUCACCGUUGCUGCCAUGUUCCGCGGCAAGAUCUCCAUGAAGGACGUCGACGACCAGAUGCUUGCCAUCCAGAACAAGAACUCGUCGUACUUUGUCGACUGGAUUCCCAACAACGUCAAGACUGCCGUCUGCGACGUUCCGCCAAAGGGUCUUAACAUGUCUGCCACCUUCAUUGGCAACAACACUGCCAUCCAGCAGCUGUUCAAGCGUGUUAGCGAGCAGUUCACUGCCAUGUUCCGUCGCAAGGCUUUCUUGCACUGGUACACUUCUGAGGGCAUGGACGAGAUGGAAUUCACUGAGGCCGAGUCCAACCUCAACGAUCUCGUCUCCGAGUACCAGCAGUACCAAGAGGCAACCGCUGAGGACGACCACGUUGAGGGCGAGCAGGACGCAUCUGCUAUUGCCGAGGCUUAAACGGUGCAUCUCGCCUUGACUGCAUCCUUUUUAGACUUGCCGCAACCAACUACAUACACCCCACACAUCUCUCCCCCCCCCCCAAAAAAAAACACCCCCGUCGACACGAUCCCCUUGCCGCCUCUGGAGCAUGCUCUUCGUUGUCAUUGCGUUGAUUACUUUUUGAUAGCAUUAAAACAAAACAAAAAACAAAACAAA